Messenger RNA from Lytechinus pictus (painted urchin), 5125 nucleotides. RefSeq names its product 12S rRNA N4-methylcytidine methyltransferase-like. The record is from RefSeq and is a predicted model, not a curated record. The transcript is spliced from 6 exons. The coding region runs from base 519 to 1655 and encodes 378 amino acids. Gene Ontology annotation, molecular function: rRNA (cytosine-N4-)-methyltransferase activity. Lineage: Eukaryota; Metazoa; Echinodermata; Echinoidea; Temnopleuroida; Toxopneustidae. Gene Ontology annotation, biological process: rRNA base methylation.
UCGCGGGAUGGUUGUGUACAAAACAUAUGAGAGAAAUGGUGAAGUGGUGAAGGAAUAGACGAUUUUUACAUUUUUACAUUUUUUUCAUUCAAUUUUUCCCCCUAAAAUUUGAAAUGAAUAUAUUUCAGAGGUUUCUUGGUAAUAAAACGUGGAAUUAUUCCCAUGUGCCACCCUUGAGUCCUCUCCAAACUCCUCUCUCUCAUUUCCCCCAUAUGUUUUAUACACAGUCGCGUGAAUGCAAAGGUUUACUUUAAUACUCAACGCUACUGGGCGCCCUUUCCCAUGAGCAUUUAUAGAGCGUUUCAAAAAAUCGUCGAAGUGUCCGGUCUUUGUAUAUAUUUGCUGCAGAGACGUAGCUAGACGUAGACGUGAGUGAGUCAAUUUUUCAAAAAUGCGGAUCGGAAAGAAACCCUUGGGCUUGGCAGGAAUUGCCGAGAAAUGAAUUUACAGAUCCCACUAUUGGAAAUUCACCAAGACAAAAACUUCGAAGUGAAAUUACCCGCCAGAAAAGAGAAGCUAUGAUGGCGAAGAGACUCUCUGCAUACCGGCUGAAAUCACUACAUCGGGUGAUACUAGACCUGCAGGAAGGCUUCCCUUUAAACAUACUUCUUAGAGGAGCUUCUGGGAGAGGAAGGAGCAGAGAGAAUCCUAAUAUUGUUGAGGAUCAGAGAGUAGCUGAUAGUCUCCAUAAACCAGUCAUGGUAAAAGAAGUGCUGUCAUUCUUUGCUCCACAAGAAAACCAGGUUUUUGUAGACAUGACCUUUGGUGGAGGUGGACAUACGCAAGAACUGAUUAAAUCUGCUCCAGGAAUCAAAGUUUAUGGUCUUGAUAGAGAUCCUUUUGCUUAUGAGCUUGCACAGAAACUCAGUCUGCAUUACAGGGGUCAGCUGUGUCCGUUGCUUGGAAAGUUUAGUGAGGUGAAGGAUCUUCUUUCUGAGAAGGACAUCUCUGGUGUCGAUGGAAUACUGAUUGAUGCAGGGUGUUCAUCCCUUCAGUUUGACACUCCAGAGAGAGGAUUCUCUAUCAGUCAGGAUGGACCUCUUGAUAUGAGAAUGGAUGCAAACAGAAUUCCUUCACAACCUACUGCAGCUGAUGUUGUAAACUCAUUGGACCAUGCCACUCUCACUCAGAUAUUGCGGACAUACGGAGAAGAAUCAAAAGCCAAAAGAAUUGCUGAGGCAAUCAUAGACUACCGAGCAAACUUCAGAAUUUUUUCUUCUACUUCGGAACUUGCAACGGUGGUUGCCUGUUGUCACACCCAUAGAGAUGCUAAGAGCAAUCGAGACAAGCUUGGACGGCACGCUCAUACCGCUACCAAGACCUUUCAAGCAUUGAGGAUAUUUGUGAACAAUGAGCUUAAUGAACUCGCUGUGGCAAUGGAGUCAGCAUGGGAUCUCUUGAAACCUGGUGGAAAAUUAGCUGUUCUGACCUUUCACUCAUUGGAAGACAGAGUUGUUAAGAGAUCGCUUCAGGGCAGACAUGUAUCUGAGAGAGGGAACUCAUUGCGUCAAAAGAGGAUGAUGGUGUCUUCUGAAGAUAGUGGUGUACAGAGGUGGGAAAUAGUCAAGAGAAAAGAGCUGACUGCAGGCGAUGAAGAAAUCAGUUUGAACCCCAGAGCAAGAUCAGCUAAGCUCAGAACUGCCAUUAAGCUGUAAAAUUUGUCCAUGAGUUAUUUCUCAUUAAAUCUUACCAAAAAUCAAUAUCUUCAUAUUUAGACAGCUCUUGGAACAGACGAAUGGAUUCAAUGUAGAUGCUGUCGGUUUUCAUAGACUGAUUAGAUCAAUGUGUUGCAAAGCAGUGCAAUGUGCAGCGAUACUAAAUGAUGUCAUUAUGAGCUACAUAUAGGUCACAUUUAUAUAAUCAAGGCCCUUGUGAUUUUUGGGGAAGGAGGUAUCGGAAAAAAAGUAUUCCUGUGUGCUAGAGCUAAUACACCCCUUAAAUGCCCCUAGCCCUGGAAAACCAAUAAAGACCAAAUGAAAUGCCCCUAGCCCUGGAAAACCAAUAAAGACCAAAUGAAAUGCCCCUAGCCCUGGAAAACCAAGAAAGACCAAAUGAAAUGCCCCCUAGCCCUGGAAAACCAAGAAAGACCAAAUGAAAUGCCCCCUAGCCCUGGAAAGCCAAGAAAGACCCAAUGAAAUGCCCCUAGCCCUGGAAAACCAAUAAAGACCAAAUGAAAUGCCCCCUAGCCCUGGAAAACCAAGAAAGACCCAAUGAAAUGCCCCUAGCCCUGGAAAACCAAGAAAGACCCAAUGAAAUGCCCCUAGCCCUGGAAAACUAAGAAAGACCCAAUGAAAUGCCCCUAGCCCUGGAAAACCAAGAAAGACCCAAUGAAAUGCCCCUAGCCCUGGAAAACCAAGAAAGACCCAAUGAAAUUCCCAUAGGGUCCAAUGUAACCUGAAAUACACACAAAAAAAGGUUUUGGCACAAAAUAACCCUCAAUAUUUUUUUUUUAAAUUAAUUUUUGCUUGAGCCUUGAGGUGUAGAUGAUAUAGAAUUAUAUUGGAUGCUCUUAUUUCAUGGAAUGCAGGAAAUGUUCCACUGGUUAAAGGCCAAUAUUUCCCGCUCAUCCAGUCCAGUGCAUCAUUGACCCAAGGAAUAGGUAAAUUUUAUUCCUUGCUAUAUUUUGAUUCUGUAGAAAUAAAGAAAGAGCAAAAAAAGACAAAAAAAAGUGUUCUGACAGAUAUGCUCAGUGGUAGACAAUACAUUAUUCUGGUAAUAUUUUACAUCCCUCAAAAAACAACCUAGACACAUUGUUAUCAUGAAAGGUAUUUUAUUUAUUUGUUUUGAUAUCAUUGAACAGUUGUAGGUCUCUCUGUAUCAAAAAGGGUGAAAGAUCAUUUGAUUUCACUUGGUAAAAGUUUGCUUGCAAGAUUCAUAUUGACAAAUAAUUAUGCAUAGACAAUAAACAUUGGUCAUUGAUGCAUUGAGGGUAUAUUUGUAUUAUUAUGCUGUUGGAGAUCACAUGGUAAGGUCAAGAGUCAUUUUUUAAAUCCUACUUGCAUGACUUUCCUGUGAGACAUAACCUUACACACAUUGCUGCUAUGGCAACUAAGCAUGGGUAGAUGCACUUGAAUACAUUCAUGUUUUGUACCUUUGAAGAUCUCAUAAGGUCAAAAGCCAUUUGAGAUCCAAUAUUCAAAUUUGUCUGCAUGACACUUUAAUGAUAUAUAGCCUACCUCUGUAUCUGAAACUUCAGUUGCAAUAAAAAAAACCAUUGGAUAUUGUGGGGUACUAAUGCAAGAAAAGUAUUGCAUGCUUUUUUGGAAAUAAGAUAGAAAGAAAUAUUAUAGAUAUAUAUAAUUCUCUUUGUAUGUUUAGUUUAUCAGACUAGUUGAUAUGGUGUGCAGUUAUUAUGUUGAAGGUUUUCUAUCUGAAUUCCUUUUUAGCUCAUCUAGCCCGAAGGGCCAGAUGAGCUUAUGCCGUGUCGUCUGUCGUCCGUCCACGAUUUCAAAAUGCUUCUUCGCCAUUUCAAGUCUGAUUUCAAUGCUGUUUGCUUUAAUAUAUGAUAGCACUAGGUGGGGGAUUCAAAACUUCUACACAGAAUUUUGAAACUCAUUAAAUAUGCUAAUUUAUGUGCAUUUUUCAAAAUUCACAAAAAAUGCUUCUUCUGUAUUUGUUGACCGAUUUUGAAUUUUUUGCUUCCAUCUGGUAGAGCUUCAUGAGGUUCACCAAACUUCUAAACAGAAUUUUGAAAUUUUGACUAGAACAAUUUUUAUGCUAAUUUAAUUCAUGCAUAUUUUAAAAAAAAUUCACAUACAUGUAAAAUGCUUCUUCUUCAUUUAUUGAAUGAUUUUGAUUUUUUUUUCUUCCAUCUGGUAGAGCUUUAUGAGGUCCACCAAACUUCUACACAGAAUUUUUAAAUUAGGAGUAGAAAAUUAUUCAUGCUAAUUUAUGCAAAAUUCAUAAAUCACAGAAAAUGCCUCUAUAUUUGUAAACUGAAUUUCAAAAUGCUUCUUCUUCAUCAUUUCAAGUCUGAUUUAGAUUCUGUUUGCUUUAUAUGAUAGGAUUAGGUGGGGGAUUCAAAACUUCUACACAGAAUUUUGAAACUCGUUAAAUAUGCUAAUUUAUGCGCAUUUUUGAAAAUUCACAUAAAAUGCUUCUUUAAUUGUUGACCGAUUUUGAAUUUUUUUCUUCCAUCUGGUAGAACUUCAUGAGGUUCACCAAACAUCUACACAGAAUUUAGAAAUUUUCAGUAGAAAAUUAUUUAUGCUAAUUUAUGCAAAAUUUAUUCAGAAAUCACAGACAAUGCCUCUUCUUUUUUUUUUGACUGAUUUUGAUUUUUUUUUUUCCAUCUGGUAGAGCUGCAUAAGGUUCACCAAACUUGUUCACAAAAUUUUGAAAUUUUGUCUAUAAAAUUAUUUAUGCUAAUUUAUGAAAAAUUUAUUCAUAAAUCACAAAAAAUGUUUUUUCUUCUUCAAUUUGUUGAUCAAUUUCAAUUUUGGUUGGUUAAUAUGAUAGCUCGAGGUGGUGAUACAAAAUUUCAAUACAGAAUUUGAAACUCAUUAAAUAUGCUAAUUCAUAUAUUUUCAAAACUCACCAAAAAUACUUAUUUAUUUGUUGAUUCAUUUUGGUUAUUUUUUAUCAAUCUGAGAGCUACAAGAGGUUCACCAAGGUUCUACAGAGUUUAAAAAUUUUGACUAGAAAAUUAUCUAUGCUUAAUUUAUAUGAAAUUUAUUCAUAGAUCACAAAAAUGCUUCUAUGCUAUAGAAUUGAAAUUGAUGAAGAAAUGGCAUUGCCAUUUCUUCAUCAAUUUCAAUUCUAUAUCCUCAAUUUAUGUCACAAAUAUAAUUUGCUACAGUGUCAACUGGGCUGAAAUUAAAAUUAUGUUAAAUUUCGUUGCGAGAUGCGGGAUGAGCUCCAAAUCAUUAAUGUGCUAGUUUUUAAAUGAUAUGUUUAUGAAACUUUUCAAAUUAUUUAAUGAAUAGCUUCAGAGGAUAGUGCCGAAAAAGAGCAUGAAUGAUACAAAAGACUCUGCCUUAGUCGAUCUUCAAAUAAACUUUACUCAAAUAAUUGAUAAUUGCCCAACUCGACAUUUUUUCAGACCAGAAAGUGAAAACAAUACAUCAUCUACGUCGAGCAGAUCUUUGUGGUAAAAAAAAAUAAAAUAAAAAAUAUGGAGUCUGGC